AUGGAAAAGAUAAACAAGGCGAGAAAGAAAGGAGGCAUGGCAGAAAAAGAAGGAAGUGCAUCAACGUCACUCCACGAGCAAGGGAAUGUGUCUCUUCAAUGCCCAAAAUUGAAAGAGGCGAAUUACACCCAAUGGGCAGUUAUGAUGGAAACAAUCUUGAAGUCAUAUAGUCUUUGGGAAAUAGUUAUUUCAACGGAAGUGAUAAACGAAAAGAAGGCGCAUACAACGAAAGCAAUUAUCUUCCAAACGCUACCGGAAGAUGUUCUGAUGCAAGUUGCACAAUACGAAAAAGCAAAGGAAGUAUGGGAUGCGAUCAAAGUUCGUUAUCUUGGAGCAGAUAUGGUUCAAAAAGCACGUCUACAAACUUUGAGGAGCGAACUAGGAGCUUUAAAGAUGGAUGAGAAUGAAACAGUAAGUAGUUUCGCGAGCAAGCUGGGUGGUAUAAAAGCCAAAUUUAAAACCCUAGGUACCACCAUUAAAGACAAGAAACUUGUAAGGAAAUUACUUAUCUCCAUUCCGAAGAAGUUUCUACCCAUCGUGGCAAAUAUCGAACAGUAUUCAGAAAUAGACAAAAUGCCAUUUGAAGAAGCAGUGGGAAGAAUAAUAGCUUUUGAAGAACGUCUCAAAAGUCAAGACAAGCAAGAAGAUAAUAAUCAAGGAGGACUCAUGAUGGCAAGUGCAGAUAAUCAGUUUGAAAGUUUGCAUCAUGGAAAGGGUCGUGAUGUUCAAAACCAUGGUAGAAGUCAAGGACAAGGAUCUUUCAAAGAAGGAAGAGGACGUGGAAAAGAUAUGGGUCCAAGAAACCAAGACAAGAGCAAGUUUAGAUGUUAUGAUUACGGAGAACUUGGUCAUUUUGCAAAAGAUUGCACCAAAUGGAAGGAAUGGGAGAAAGACUUAAAGCAAGAAGUCAAUCUCGCAUUGGAAGAGGAACCAAUGCUACUGCAAGUCAAGCAACUUGAAGACCUUUAUUUAGUUUAA
This is a messenger RNA of Helianthus annuus (common sunflower), 978 nucleotides long. RefSeq lists its product as uncharacterized. The transcript has a single exon. Lineage: Eukaryota; Viridiplantae; Streptophyta; Magnoliopsida; Asterales; Asteraceae. Bases 1 to 978 code for a protein of 325 amino acids. The record is from RefSeq and is a predicted model, not a curated record. Gene Ontology annotation, molecular function: nucleic acid binding; zinc ion binding.